Podarcis lilfordi (Lilford's wall lizard) is the source of this 30519-nucleotide messenger RNA. Lineage: Eukaryota; Metazoa; Chordata; Lepidosauria; Squamata; Lacertidae. The record is from the annotation of a GenBank genome assembly.
GUCACCUCCUGGUGCGUGACUUCAAAAAAGCACGCAAGAGGGCUUGGCAUCCCCUCUCCUCCCUGGGACAAGGUGGCACCCAGAGGAAUUGAUAAAAGGGGGACACCCGAGAGGGGUCACCGUUUACCCUCCCUGAGCCACAGAGCACCUGCAGCAGCCUGACACUCAAGACCCACCCGGGUCUGUCUUGUUGGCCUUAGAGAAGACAGACCCAAAGGAAUCAAAAUGGGGAAGGCGGUAAGGAACUUCUGCUUUCACCUAGACACCCCCGUUUUACAGAGGUUUUAGGUUUCCAUCUCUGGCCUCCUUUUUCUUGUGAAUUCUUGAUGAUCUGUGAUUGUGGUGGGACCAGGGAAGCUAUACGUGAUCCCACUUCCAAUACUAAUUGUGGCUGCAGAUGUUUCAGGGCAGAUAUACCACUUGGUUUCCAAAUUCUGAAGCCCCGUAGUUUCCAGUUGAAGUCUGGUAAUUUUUCAUACCACAAAUGUUCUGUUGGGGGGGGCAGUGUUCCACUUUUGUUGCACUGUUACAGCGCAAGAACUGCCCUCCUGGUGGCAGUGAAAUUGGAGAGGUGUUGCAGAACAGCUAAUAAAGCAGAAUGGUUUGUGGAUGGCCCAGCCUGAACCCACCACUAAUUCACUAUUAUUGCAUAAAUAUCACGGGGCAUGCAAAAUAGACCAGCAAAGAUGGUGCAGAAUCUGGAAAAUAAAGUUCUAUGAAGAACAGUUGAGUUGGCUGCUUUUAAUUUGGAGAAGAGGAGACAGAAUAACUGCCUUCAAAUAUCUGAAAUUCUGCCAUGCAAAAGGGGGGGUGACUUGUUUAUUGCUACUUCAAGGGACAGGAAUAGACUGGAUGUAUGGGGAAGGCAACAGAGCAGCUUUCUGCUAUACAUUAAGAGAAACCUCCUAAUGGAAUGAGUUGUGUGACAGUAGACCAGACUGCCUUGCAAGAUGGCAGGGUCUCCUUCACUGGAAGUAUUGAAGCACUGGAAGCAUCAUCAGCCAGGGAUGCUGCAGUUGCAAGAUCCCUGCAUUGAUCAGGAGUUGGACUAAACGUCCUAUGUGGUCCUUCCAGUUCUGCAUUUCUUGGUGUCACAGUCUUCUGGAGAACCCUACCCACUCGAUUCAUGUACAAAUCUGCAGAAAAGCAACAGUGCCAGAGUUAAACCUGCACUCUGCUAUGAUGGUUUCCAAAGGUCCCCCUUGACAAGAGAUGAGGGAGAAAUUCUACCCAGUUCAUAUUUAAAAGGAAAUCCUCCUAACAUUCAACACCAUGAAAACAAAAAUACAGCAAUUACUUUGAAAUUCUCGCUGCUCUGAAUUUUUCAAUGCAGUUCUCCAGCCAAGUGUUGUGUACAGAAUUGCAUUUACAGUCAAACCUCGGAUCCCGAACACCUCCAUUUUGGAAUGUUUUGGCUCCCGAAUGCCAGAAGUAAAUACUCCGGUUUUCGAAUGCUUUUCAGAAGCCAAACAUCCGACGCAGCUUGAGUACAGGAAGCUCCUGCAGCCAAUCGGAAGCCACACCUCAGUUCUCGAACAUUUCAGAAGCCGAAAGGGCUUCCGGAAUGGAUUACAUUCGACAACCGAGGUUUGACCGUACUAGGGUACAGUUUGUAUUAAAAUGCAUACAGGCAAAGUGAUGUGGGAAUGUGGAGAGCUGAAAAGAAGAGUGGAAAAUGAGAAGGUGAAAUUGGCACCUUUGCUUCUUCCUGCCCUUGGCAUCUUAUAAAUCACCCUGUCAUGUUCGACAUCUAGCUAGUGAAAGAGAGCCAACGGGGUGAGGUGUUGCCACCUUUCAAUGCAUGCUUUUAGGCAAAGUGAGGGUUCUAGUCCUUCUUGUUAAUUGUGAAUGCAACACCCAUAUAGAAGAUUAGAUGUUGCAUAAGUUGAAUAAGUGGCAGCCGACAGACAUAGCAAGGCUGAGAACAAUCAUGACAAUUUGUAAUACAGUUUCCGUCAUUCUGGGUUUAGGAAGUUGAGCCAGUUGUUGAGUCUUGCACAGAUGUAAGAUUUCAUAAGUUGGCUUCAUUUCACAUAUCCUGGGGUUAUCCAGGCAGUGAACUCACAGCAGAGCAUAGAACAGGGUAGAAAUAGGAAUCCAACCAUCUGAGCAGAAUCUCAGCUUCCGGCAGGGGUGUUAAAAAAAAUCCUAAACCUCAUAACUAUUAAUUAAUUAAUCUUUUUAUUUGUAUGCCACCUUUCCAUAGUUAAAACCAUGCUCAAGGUGGCUUACAACAUGAAAAAAUGUGCAUAAUUUUUUUUUUAAAAAAAACAUAACAAAAGUAGUCAUAAACAAUAAAUAAAACUCACCAAAAAGUAAACAACCAAAUGGAACAUUUCCCACAUAACUCUAAAAAGAUAUACAGUGGUACCUCAGGUUACAUACGCUUCAGGUUACAGACUCCGCUAACCCAGAAAUAGUGCUUCAGGUUAAGAACUUUGCUUCAGGAUGAGAACAGAAACUGUGCUCCAGCGGCACGGCAGCAGCAGGAGGCCCCAUUAGCUAAAGUGGUGCUUCAGGUUAAGAACAGUUUCAGGUUAAGAAUGGACCUCCGGAACGAAUUAAGUGCUUAACCCGAGGUACCACUGUAAAAAUAAAGAUACAGUACAAAAAAUUAAUAUCAAUGAACAACCCCUCUCCCAACUAGAGAGAAGAAUAUGAGGAGAAAUCUUGAGAGAAUUGCUAUGUGUAGGGAGAGAGGAGAGAGAGAGAGAAAGAGAGAUGUCCCACAUGUUAAAUGGGCGGGGGGGUCAAGUACAUUAUCCCACUGAAAUCAGCAGGGUUUAAAAAUCCUCAGUCCUGAACCAAUCAAACUGAUUUGGGCUGACCUGUGGUUUGGCCAUGGUUCAAUUAAUUUUGGUUGCAAUCUUAAAUCCACUUAUCCCUGGAGUAAACUGCAUCCAACCCACAGAAAGGAUGCCCCCCCCCCCCGCUUAGAACUACUGAUCUUGUUCUCCUACACAAAUGCAGGCAGAUUAAUCCACUCGAGUUGUGGUUGUUUUUUCUUAUGCUGAGGAACAGAUCCAGCCAAGCUCGUGACCACCACCACCCAGUUCCUCAGGCAUAAAGAAAGGGUGCCCUAACAAGAACCCUCACUUUGAGAAAAUCUCCUAUCUUGUCGAAUUUGAAUUCAGUCUCUACUGCAAGGGAGAUUGUUGGGUUUGAGCUCCGGAAUACGAUAAAGGACAGGGCCUCUGAACAUGUGUGAAGUGCCUUUCCUUCCCAUUAAUAGUGCCUCUCAGCCUGUGCCACCUGCAUUCCCCCAUUCAUGAAAGGCAGUGCCUCUGCACAUGUGCAAAGUACCCUUUCCCCAGCAAUUAAUGAAAGACAGCGCCUCUGAGCAUGUAUGAAGUGCCUUUCCCAGCAGUUAAUAGAUGAUAAUGCCUCUAUUCAUAAGUCCCUUCCCCUUGCGGUUAAUAAAAGGAUGUGCUUCUGAGCAUGUGCAGAGUGCCUUUCCCCAAAACUAAAGUUUCAGCUGAUUACAUUGCCAUGGUGCAUCAGUUCAAGUUCACAAAUCUCUAUUUUCCCCUCACUCUUGGCUUCAGGACAAGUACGAGAUGUACUCGGUGGAAAUGGAGAAACAUCCUGGUGGGGAAAUGGAUGUCAAGAUCAAGAAGAAGAAGAAAGGGGAAAAGAAGAAAGAGAAGUUGGAGAGUAUGAAGAAAGAGAUGGAUGUGGUAAGUCAGCUGAAUGCUGAUUUGGACAUUCUCAAAGGGACUCUUAUUCCGUGAGACAGAGAGGCAACUGAGGAAAGGCCCUUGCUUGCAGUCACACUUCCAAAAUAUUUAUUUAUCAUAUUUACCAUCCUAUCUAUUGCUGCCAGUGUUACUUGUUAUCUGGAAAGGCAACUUGGUGACUUGGCAAAGGGCGCAGGUUUAAAUCUCUGCUCAGCCACCAAGCUCAUUGGGUGACCUUGGCAGGGAUGGCGGCUGCUUUAAGUCGGGGUCCCUUCUGCUCUGAGGGGAUCCUGUAGGCUUACCAUUGAGCCUCUUGGGCUUGUCGAUCGGAAGGUCGGCGGUUCGAAUCCCCAUGACAGGGUGAGCUGCCAUUGCUCUGUCCCAGCUCCUGCCAACCUAGCAAUUCGAAAUCGCACCAGUGCAAGUAGAUAAAUAGGGAAGGUAAACGGCAUUUCCUUGCGCUCUGGUUUCCAUCAUGGUGUUCUGUUGCACCAGAAGCGGUUUAGUCAUGCUGGCCACAUGACCCGGAAAGCUGUCUGUGGACAGACGCCAGGUCCCUCGAGCUGAAAGUGAAAUGAGCGCCGCAACCCCAUAGUCGCCUUUGACUGGACUUAACCAUCCAGGGGCCCUUUACCUUUUCUCUCUUUUUUUACCUUUUAUGUGGUAGUUGUGAGGCAGCGGCAGCUGCAGGCAGUCCCUGCCACCCAAUAUCCCUUUCCCUCCCCCCUCUGAAGCCACUCUCUCUUCAUCUUGGGUCUGCUUUCCCUUUUAGGACGAUCACCAGUUGUCCAUAGAAGACCUGGAGCUCAAGCAUCGGACCAGUGUCACCAAGGUGAUGCCCACAGGUUUAAAGAGGGGAUAUGCGACAAUCUGAGUGUGGUGUAUUCUUGUCUGGGGUCCUCCCGAUCUGAAUGUUUGUGCGCCAUCUAGUGUUGAAACAAAAUAUUACAGGGAUUUUAAAAAUGUGUCCAAAAUGUCAAAAUUCAUACUCAAAGCACAUAUUACCUCACAACGUCAGUGGCAUAUUAUGCUUUUUCUUUUUUCUUUUUUUUCUUUUUUAUUUUGACAAAGUAAUAAUAAUAAAUAAAUAAGAAUAAAAAUGUGCACCCCCACCCCCAACCAUUCCAACCUCGCAAAAUUUCAAUACCCCUUGCGAUGGUUUGACCCCUUUCUGUUUAACAGUACAGAUUCUACAAACACCUUCCAUAUUUCCUCGAAAUCAUUUCUCCUGCGUAUUCCCCAUCUUACCUUAAUGCUGUGGCGUAGCGUGGGUUGUCAGCACCCGGGGCAAGGCAAGUAAUUUGCGCCCCCUAACCCGGUAGGGGCAGAGAGCUGCGAGUGCCAGCGUGCCCCCCCCCCAGAUGUUGCGCCCGGUGCGGCCGGCCCCCCCUGCACCCCCCACGCUACGCCACUGCCUUAAUGGCACAUGUUUAUUGAUCAUUAAUAGCUAUAUCCCCACACCUCUUUAUAACAUUCUCCUAUUUUAUAUUCUGCUUGCCCCUUCCACUUCCUAGCUAUCAUAAUUCGUGUAGCAGUCAAUAAAUUAGUGAGCAAGUCCUUUAUAGCCUGUGAACCUUCCACCCCACCUUAAAUUGAUAAUAAUGCUACCUCUGGACCUUAUAUUAUGCUUCUUAGGUAAGAAGGAGUACUUAAACUAUCCAACUAACUUUAUUUCCAAGAGAAUUCAAUUGUUGUGGUUUUUUGUUUUGUUUUUUUAGCUAAAAGCCCCAGCUCUUCUGGCAAAUAUUGAGCUACUGUGUCAGAACUUUUAGAAACACAAUCCGUUUGAAAUCGGUUCUUUUGCCAUAUCAAGAUUUGAUCUCAAGGUGCAUUUUUUUCCCAACCAUGCAUUUUUGUAAAAGAAAAGUUGAAGAAGUUUUCUCCCCACCCAACCCACAUUUGCUUUCAUGAUCUCUUUGGAACGCACGUCAUAGUCUUGGGAGUAAACGAACAUAAGAACAGCCUACUGGAUCAGGCCAAUGUAAUCUUGCAUCCUGUUCUCACAGCAGCCACUCAGAUAGCUGUGGAAAAACCCUCCAGCAGAACCUGAGAACAUGAGUCUUCUCCCCUCCUGUAUCUUCCAGAAAUUGUUGAUUGAGAAGCAUUACUGCCUCCAGCUAUAGCACAGCCACCAAAUGGGCUUUGGGGAGUGUUGUGUUUUCAGUGGUCUGUGUUUGCCUGAGCUUGAGUCUGGACUAAGGAUUCUGAGCGCCUGUGUUCUGAUUUGAUACAUGUUGUCCAAUCACAGAACAUUUCAGGAUUUGGGCCUCUGCCAUUGGCCCUUGAACUCUGAGUCGUGAUUCGCAGUCUGGAAGUUUAGACAGCCAAUCAAGUUGGGAGUGGGAGUGGCCCAGGCUUACAGAAAUGUAUACAGUGGUACCUCUGGUUACGUACUUAAUUCGUUCCGGAGGUCCGUUCUUAACCUGAAACUGUUCUUAACCUGAAGCACCACUUUAGCUAAUGGGGCCACCAGAGCACAAUUUCUGUUCUCAUCCUGAAGCAAAGUUCUUAACCCAAGGUACUAUUUCUGGGUUAGCAGAGUCUGUAACCUGAAGCGAAUGUAACCUGAAGCGUAUGUAACCCAAGUUACCACUGUAUAAGCAGUUGUUUUGACUCUGUUUCCCAGUGAUGUAGUUCAAUAAAAGUUCUUCCUGUUAUCAGUCUGUCUUGCCUCAUGGGAACCCACCUACACUUCAGGGAGGUAGCCUUCUUGGACCCAAAUAUUUGGGACUGUCAAAGCAGAGGACAAGCUAGGGACUCAGAAUUGUCUAUUCCCCAACUCCAGUCCUGGGGGGAAGUAUUUCUAAUGGUCCUGCCUCCCCUACUCUCUACUUCCAGGGCCUGAGCAGCACUGUGGCAGGAGAGAUCCUUCUUCGUGAUGGCCCCAAUGAGCUGAAGCCCCCCAAGGGCACUCCUGAGUAUGUGAAGUUUGCCCGCCAGCUGGCCGGGGGGCUGCAGUGUCUCAUGUGGGUGGCAGCAGCCAUCUGCCUCAUUGCCUUUGGCAUCCAGCUCGGGCAAGGUGACCUCACCAGUGCAGACAACGUAAGUGCCAAAAGCAGGGCUGGGAGAAGCUGUAGUCCCUCCAGGUGUGACUGGACUACAACUCCCAUCAUCCCUGAGCUUUGGCCAUCCUGGCUGGGGCUGAUGGGAGCUGGAGUCCUAUGACACCUGGAGGGCCCUGUUGUCCAUUCCCCUCUGCAUCCCUGACUUAAAAGAUGCUAUGAGGAGGACACAGUGGCGAGAAAUAAAACUGGUGAGCGAAAGGUUAUGUGGUUCAGGUCACCCAGCAGUGAUGCUCCAACAAAUGCAGAAUUUUAAAGUGGAAACUGAAGGCAUAACAGCUGCUGGAGUGACAAAAUACUACACAAAGAUCAUAGGCUCUUUUUUGCUUUCUUCCCCAUAUAGCUGUACUUGGCUAUUGCUCUCAUUGCUGUCGUGGUCGUGACCGGCUGCUUCGGCUACUACCAGGAAUUCAAAAGCACCAACAUCAUUGCGAGCUUCAAGAAUCUAGUGCCGCAGGUAAGGGGAAAGUUCCUGGGUGACUGCUGUUGCAAAUGUGGCUGAAGGCAGUGAAGGAUCAGACCAGGUUUACACGCAGGUGUGCACACACAACCACAGAUCAGGCUCCUGUAAUUUGUAGAAGUGAAACUGGCAAUUCCAAGUUCUUUCUUUCUUUCUUUCUUUCUUUCUUUCUUUUAAUGAAAAAUAGCCAUAGGAGACUAAAGGAAUGUAAGAGAGAACAUUUGAUCUUUUCUACUCCUGCUGCACCCAAAUAGUUGAAGGAAAGAAAUCAUAGCUCAGCAGCAGACUUCAUGCUUUGAGUGCUUUCUUCUGUGGUCAGUAACUUAUUUUGUUAAGAUCAAUUAAAUGAGGGAAUUCAGAGUUCCCCUGACUUCUCUUUAUCUUCUGGGGAAGAGUUUCUGCUAGCAUAUGGAAGGAAGAAUUCAUUGCACCAAGCAGGAACCUUAAACUUGUUUUUAUCCUAUAUUUUAUUCUGCGAACCACUCUGAAAUCUUAUGAUGAAGGGCUGUAUAUAAAUCUAAUUAAUUAUUAUUAUUAUUAAUAAGGAGUAAUAAUAAUAAUAAGGAGUGCCUGGCGUGCUCUGGUCCAUGGGGUCACAAAGAGUCGGACACGACUAAACAACUAAACAACAACAACAACAAUAAUAAUAAGUUUGAUUCAGGGUUAAGGUUAGGGAGUGGGGUUUGUUUAGUUUAGGUUAAUGUGUUUAGUUUUGAGUUUAGGUUGUGUUUUGUAUUGUUUAUAUAUUGUAUUGUAUUGUUUUUCUUCUUUUUGUUUUUCUCCUUUGUUCUUUUUUCUGUUUUUUCCUUUUUGCUUUUUUUUCUCUUUUUGUAAUCUAUAAAAGUAAUAAAUAUUAUUUAAAUAAUAAUAAUAAUAAUAAUAAUAAUAAUAAUAAUAAGUUUGAUCCCAAGCAUCUUCAGUUAAAGGGAUGAGGCAGAAGAUGUUGAUGGGUAAACUGCGAGAUAGCUACAAGACACCUAUGGACUGUGCCUAAUGUCAUGACUAUUCAGCUUCAAAAACACCAGCAGUGGGAGAACACUGGAACCAGAAUAAGCAGUAAUGUGUAGACAGCCAUGGCUAGGCAGCAAAUUACCAGCCAGUGCUGCUAUUUCAGCAGAGGUGCUGCAUGAUCAUGGCAGCAGGCUCAAAUACAGUGCAUUGCAAUAGGUAAAGGUAAAGGACCCCUGGAUGGUUAAGUCCAGUGGGGUUGUGGCGCUCAUCUCACUUUCAGGCCGAGGGAGCCGACGUUUGUCCACAGACAGCUUUCCAGGGCAUGUGGCCAGCAUGACCAAACUGCUUCUGGCGCAACGGAACACUGCCAUUUACCUUUCCGCCACAGCAGUACCUAAUUAUCUACUUGCACUGGCGUGCUUUCAAAUUGCUAGGUUGGGACAGAGCAACGGGAGCUCGCCCCGUGGUGGGGAUUUGAACAGCCAACCUUCUGAUCGGCAAGCCCAAGAGGCACAGUGGUUUAGACCACAGCGCCACCCGCACCCCGCAUUACAAUAGUCCCAUCUGGAGGUGUGGUUUGAUUUAUAGGUUUCCAAGUUUUAACGUCUGACUCUUGUUCCUCCCGACCACAGCAAGCCACAGUGAUUCGAGAUGGCGACAAGUUCCAGAUCAACGCCAAUCAGCUGGUGGUGGGCGACCUGGUGGAGAUCAAAGGGGGAGACCGAGUCCCAGCAGACAUCAGGAUUAUCACCUCGCAAGGCUGCAAGGUACACAAGACCUUUGUGGGAAGGGGGAAAUUCUAAGCAAAACCUACCUUCUCGUAGCUUGUGCCUCUGCUGCCCUCUCCUGGAUGAAGCAAACCAUAAAGUCUGAUUAUUUUUUUUGCCUGGGGAGAAGUAGAUAAAUUCAUGGAAGACAAGGCUACCAAUAGCUACAACGUAUGAUGGCUAUGUACCACUUCCACUACCUGAGGCAGUAUGCCUGUUGUUGGAGAAAGACAGUGCAAGAAGGCUACAACCUUGCUUGGGGACUUCCCAGAAGCAUCUGGUUGGCCACUGUGAGAAGAAAGUGCUGGACAAGAUGGGACUGGGAAGGGAGCUGACGCAUUACUUGGUCACUUGGAGCAUGUGAAUCCUGAUAGCCACUUCUACGCAGUUGCAGCAGAGAAGCACAGGGCUUCACCCUUUCCCCACCAGCCGCUUUUACCUAAACAAAUCCCUCCCUGCCAACGAAUUUUCACCUAUCCAGGCGUCCAUACUCACCUGUUCGUUACAUGCAAAGAGUUUGUAUCCAACUCAAUUCUGCUCAGAAUACACCCACUGAAAUUGAUGGGCCUAAGGUGAUGGUGUCCUUUAAUUUCCAAGGGUCUACUCUGAGGCUAACAAACAUUGGAUAAAACCCACCUUUCUAGAAUGCCGUCUUGAUGCAGGAGGGUAAAUUUCAGGGAGGAAAGCGAGGGGUAGGCAAGGGCUUUUGAUAUUAAUAUCAAUAUUCGUUAGUCCCUUUUCUCACAGAGUGGCGCAAAACAAAUUACAUUUAUAAAACCAAGGGGGAAAGCUAAAAACACAGUUAUGCAGAUAUGCCCCUCUAAUAGAGGCCACCAUGCCACCCUUGAAAUUAAGGACCAAAGCCCAGAUAAAGAGAAAAAUAUUUGCCUGUAACAUAAAAGUACAUAAAGAUGGUGUCAGGUAUGCCUCCAUGGGGAGAGCGUUCCACAAGCAGGGGGCCACCACUGAAAAGGCUCCUUCUUGUGUCCCAUGGAGAGGGCACACAAAGAAGGGCCUCAGAUGAUUAUCUCGGUGAGGACCAUGUCAGUUCAUGUGGGGAGAGGCAGUCCAUGGCAAAUAGCCACAUGCAUGAAUCACGCUUCUCUCUCUCCCUUUCAGGUGGAUAAUUCCUCUCUGACUGGGGAAUCAGAGCCUCAGACAAGAGCCCCCGAGUGCACCCACGAGAGCCCCCUGGAAACUAGAAACAUUGCCUUCUUCUCUACCAUGUGCUUAGAAGGUAGGAAGGUGUCCAAGUGUGUGUGAAUGGGUGGACAGUGUGUGUGUGUGUGUGUGUGUGUGUGUGUGUGAGAGAGAGAGAGAGAGAGAGAGAAGUGUGUGUGUGUGUGUGUGUGUAGUGCAUAUAUCUAUAUUAUGGUCCUGCUUUGGGAUUUGGCCCUGCCCACUGCCAGUAUGCAGUCCUUGACCACUUUUCUUGAGGGUCUUCAUCCUGAGUGAGGCAGUGGGAGGACCAUUAAAAGCUGCUCAACCAUCGCUGCUUCCCGUGAUCUACAAAGCUGGCAGGGCCUGGCCCAAAUCCACACAGAGUCUUUACGAAUGGUUUCCCAUCGUGAAGAAUGCACCUUGGGGGGCUUGGCCAUCUGGACAUGCCCCUAACUAAAGAAGUUUGGGGGGUCACGUUUAUGAACCCAUACCAGCUCUGUUUAUCUGCCUGUGUCCUCUCAGGCACAGCCACGGGUAUCAUCAUUAACACUGGGGACCGUACCAUCAUUGGGCGCAUUGCCAGCCUGGCUUCGGGCGUGGAGAAUGAGAAGACGCCCAUCGCCAUCGAGAUAGAGCACUUUGUCGACAUCAUUGCUGGUCUGGCCAUCUUCUUUGGGGCCACCUUCUUUGUGGUCGCCAUGGUGAUUGGAUACCCCUUUCUUAAGGCCAUGGUCUUCUUCAUGGCCAUUGUGGUGGCAUACGUCCCCGAGGGCCUUCUGGCAACUGUCACUGUAAGUAUCGCUCUCCCUCGGUUUUAGGGCAGGGGUGGGGAACAUGUAGCCCUCGACAUGUUUCUUUUGUCUGUCCCAAAUCUUCCAACAUUCAGCUUCAGUGGAUGCCUCAGAGUUACAGAUUUAUUAGAAAGAGAGAAAACUAAAUUCCCCUGUCCACUUUAUGCAUAAUCUUCAUAGAUUUAUCAUGCCCCUCUUGCUCACUUUUAACAAACGUUGUGUACACGCUAUUCCUCUGAAGCACAUUCAAAGCAAAUUUUGCCCCUCAAGGAAUUCUGGGCAUUGUAGUUUGUACAGGGUUGCUGGGAAUUGCAACUCUAUGAGGGAUAAACUACAAUUCCCAGAAUUCUUUGAGGGGAGAAAUGUGUUUCAAAUGUGAUUUAGUGUUGUAGUAUGCAGCCCCAAAGCCUGAAACAUGGUAACCUUUCCUUCAUUAUAAGUAUUUUCAGCUGAAGUUUUCUACAUUUCCAUCUCUCUGUCCUUGUCUCUCUCUCUUUCUUCAUAGGUUUGUCUUUCCCUCACAGCCAAACGCCUGGCCCGGAAGAACUGUGUGGUGAAGAACUUGGAGGCCGUCGAGACGCUGGGCUCAACUUCUGUCAUCUGCUCUGAUAAAACAGGGACUCUCACUCAGAACCGCAUGACUGUCUCCCACCUUUGGUUUGACAACCAGAUCCAUACAGCGGACACCACAGAAGAUCAGUCAGGUGCAGAGUCUGGGCUUCACAAAUGCUGGGCCAGAGGCACUUGUGUCCGAGAGACUAAUGGAUAGGGUGGGCCAGGAAAGGCAGGGUCAAUUGAUUUAAAUCAGGGGUGCGGAAUAUGUGUGUUAUUGGACUACAGUUCCCAUCAUCCAUGGCUAUUGGUGGAGGCUGGUCCAUUAGGGUGAAUAGGGCACUGUUCCACCAUCUUCUCCCACCUGCCCCCACCUGCCUGCCUUCCUACUUAGAAGCAGUCCAGCAGGUGGUCAUGGCUGUCAGCUCCCUCCUCCUGCCACCCAGCACGACCAAUCAUAUCCAAACACAGCCAGAAACUUGCUCCUUGAUGUCAGAAACCACCAUGCAGUGUCACCAUGUCAAUUGUUAUUUUAAUUUCUGGUAGGUAGCCAUGUUGGUCUGACACAGGCGAAAUAAAUAAAUAAAAAUAAAAAAUUGCCCAGUAGCUCCUUAGAGACCAACUAAAUUUGUUCUGGGUAUAAGCUUUUGUGUGCAUGCAAACUUCUUCAGAUACUCUGAAACAGAAAUCACCAGACCCUUAUAUAGAGAGAGAGGGUGGGGUGGGGUAUUUCUCAGAAGCGUAGUAGGAGAUGGGUGAUUGUCUCAAUGAGUAUGAUAAACCUGUUGACGAUUGUUAAUUACUGCAAUUAGUCCUACAGGAAAAAGCAAGAGAUAGUAUGCAGAUGACCAAAAAUAGCUUUAGCAUGUGUAAUGAGACAAGAAUCCAAUAUCUCUAUUCGGACCAGGUCUCUCCGUUGUUUUCAGUUUAGUAAUAAGUUGUAAUUCAGCAACUUCUCUUUCAAAUCUGUUUCUGAAAUUCUUUUGUAAUAAGACAGCUGCUUUGAUAUCUUGUAUUGAAUGUCCUGUGAGAUUGAAGUGUUCUCCUACUGGUUUCUCUGUCUUGUGAUUCCUGAUGUCAGAUUUAUGUCCUCCCUCUCUAUAUAAGGGUCUGGUGACUUCUGUUUCAUGCGCACAAAAGCUUAUACCUAGAAAAAACUUAGUUGGUCUCUAAGGCGCUGCUGGACAUUUUUUUGUUAUUUUAAUGUAAUGGUUGGCCACCCUGGGACUCUUGGGUAAAGGGUAGGGACCACAGGCACCUCAAAUAAAUCAAUAAUAUCUGAACUAUAAUGGACACCAGUAUACCAGUUCAUUAGAAUCAUUAAACGCUUGCAGUGAGCAAGGCCUCCGAGGCUAAUGUCAUGGCCCAGGCGGGUUCAUAUGGGUGAAAGCAAUCCUUUGGAUAACUCAGUCCUAAGCCGUUUGAUACAGAAAAAAACUAUUAGCGCCACCUCCCCUCACUCUGUCUCAUUUUGUGCCUUCCAGGGCAAAGUUUUGAUCAGUCCUCUGAGACGUGGAGAGCUCUCUGCAAAGUGGUGAGCCUCUGCAACCGCGCCUUUUUCAAAUCAGGCCAGGAUAGCGUCCCUGUCCCAAAGGUAAGGAAGAGCAAUGGGAUAUGGCUGGAAUACGUUUCUGCUAGUAAAUGUGCCGUCCAAAAGUACACAAUGCAGCAACUUAGCUGAAGCUAAUGUUUCAAAUAAUAAUUCAAAUAGUAUUUGUUUAAACUAAUAAUAUACUUUUUAAUUAAAGCAAGAAAAGCAACUUAAAGAAAACACAUCAUUGGGUUAACAGCAGCAGCAGCAACAACACCACCACCACAACUACACAUCAGGCUGGUACAAUAAAGAUAGAAGCCUUUAAACACAGAAUAACAUAAAAGCCAUUACUCUCAUGGGUGGAAUGAAUCUUAAGGAGUAAUAAUAUCAUAUAUUAUUGAAUCAACCAAAUCCAUCGAUAAGCAGAGGCACUGUUGAACUAUUAUUCUUCGUUCUAUUUGUGAAUUGCUUCCCAUAAAGCAUCCUGAAGCGAUUCACAAUAUAAUAACAUAUAGGGAAAACACUACAAAGCCCAUCGUCCACAACCUGCUUGGCAAAUGCCCAGGAAUGAUGGGAGGUGGUCCAACAGCAUCUGAGGACCCAGGGUUGAGGGAAGACUGUAUCUCUGGUGCUUGUUUGUGUCAAAUCAAGCCUGGAGGAGCCUACGCCCUGCCCACCAAUCCUACAUGUGUGGCAAUAGGUUGCCUUCUUCUUAUGCUCAGAGACUCUUCCAUCUCCAGUCAAUCUGUAAGUAAACUUGUCAGUCCCUUUUGUGGAGAUGGUGUCUCCAGAUCAUCAGGGCUGGUUCUAAAAUGUGCCUUUUCUCUCCUCGCCCCUGGCGCUGCAUUUCAGCUGUACUGACCUAUGUCCAUUUUCUCUUUGGCAUCUGACCCCAGCGGAUCGUCAUCGGAGACGCCUCGGAGACAGCCCUGCUGAAGUUCUCUGAGAUCACCCUGGGCAAUGUGAUGGAGUACCGGGACCGCUACAAGAAAGCCUGCGAGAUCCCCUUCAACUCCACCAACAAGUUCCAGGUCAGCCGCUGACUCUGCUCCGGAGGGCUGACUAGGCCUUUGCCAGCCUCAGCCACCCUUGUUCAGUUAGCUCAGAAUGAACUGCAGAAAACUCUGAGGCAGCCCAUUGGCCCAUAAGGACCCAGUUCUCUUCUGUACUCACCAACCCUGCCUGCAAAGCAAGCUUCACCUCUGAUAACGCCCCUUGCUGGCAUAGAUGAAGGAUAUAGGAAACAUUUACAUGGGUUGCUGCUCCUGAUUUUGCCUCAGCCCUCCACCCACCACUGGCAUGCAGCCCCCACAAGGUUGCUUUGAAGGGAAUGUGGCCCUUGGUCUAAAAAUAAAAAGGUUCCCCACCCCUGUGCUAGAGUGCCAAGGUGGUGGAGUGGACUACAUCGCUUCAGAAUGCAAGGUCACAUUUUUGAAUGCUCCUCUAUGGGGGAUGUUUGUUUCUUUUAAAAAAAGAAAAACUUCAGGCAAGUAGAAGUUUAGCACUGCAAGGAGUAGGUCGGGGAUGAAGCUUUUUCUCUAAUUUGCUCGUUAUUGUAUUGAACUUGUGGGGAGAUGUUGCUGUUGUUGUUUGUUUGUUUUUCACAUGCUGCCCACAUCCUGAAGCAGUGCAGUCUACCAGUUCCACUGUCAGUGUGUACCAUUAGAUCAUUUUGGACUCUGGAUUUUGAAUAGCAGUGCCUAUGACAUCACUUACUUCAACAUGUCGUAAACCCACCCCUCUUGCAUUUGGGGGUGAUCCUUCUGCAGAAUGCCCCCCCAAAAAAAGUUGUGCCCUGAUGGCACCAUUGUCUGCCGUGUGCCCAGACUAGGCCUCAGUCCCGCUCUCCCCAACGAGAGGCUGAAAGAAAGGAAGCUAAAACGCAGGGCAUAUUUUUAUGAACGAGUCCUCCUGUGUCUCCUGCUCCCCUUCUUCGCUCCAGCUGUCCAUCCAUGAGCUCGAUGACCCUCGAGACCAGCGCUACCUGAUGGUGAUGAAAGGAGCUCCCGAGCGCAUCCUGGAACGCUGCUCCACUAUCAUGAUCAAGGGUCAAGAGCUGCCCCUCGAUGAACAGUGGAAGGAGGCUUUCCAAACAGCUUACAUGGACCUUGGCGGGCUGGGCGAGCGUGUACUGGGUAAGGCGGGAGGGUGAGGGGUGGGUGUGGGUGCUGUUGGUAGAACUUGGGACCUGAUAAAGGCCAGGUCUGUAUUCUGAGGUACCAUCAGAGCCAGCUGUAUAGAUUUGAGGGAACACGUAGCAAAACUCUCUCUCCCUCUCAUGGAUUUUCUGUGUCAGUGCUCUCAGGAGUGACAUGGAGCUCCCAUUUCACUCUCCCACAAUGGCUUGGGGUGUUGGAACAUCAAAGGGCAUUGUGAGAAAUGUCAAUGACAGCUCCAAGCCGCCCAGCACUCAUCCUGAGGAUGCCCGGUACUUGUGCUGAUCCUGGCAACUGGCAUGUCAACUGGCUGAAACACAAGGAGUUGCCUUGUACUGAGUUGGACCAUUGGCCCAUCUAAGUCAGUAUCAUCUACACUGACUGGCAACUGCUGUCCAAGGUUUUAGAUAAAUAAUCUCUCCCAGCCCUACCUGGAGAUGCUGGGGAUUGAACCUGAUACCUUCUGCAUGCAAGGCAGGUGCUCUGCCCCUGAGCGAUGACCUUCCUAAGCAAGUGUCCAAUGAGACCACAAGGGUAGGAGUCCAGGAGGCCAGCAGUAGGUGGAGCCAGAGCCAAAUUCCCCGUGUUUGGUUGUUAAACCACUCUGGGAAUUGUAGUUCUGUGGGGGAAUAUAGGGGUCUCCGAACGACUCUCAGCACGCUUAGCAAACUACAGCUCCCAGAAUUCUUUGGGGGAAAGCCAUGACUCUUCAAAGUGCAUAAUGCUUUCAAUGUAUGGUGUGGAUGUGGCCCAAUUAUUUCUAAAUGCACAUCUCUACACAUUAUUAAUUGCAUUUCUACCCUGCCCCUUCCUUCCAAAGGUGGCAAACAACCUAGUAGUAAAACAAUACUGAAAAGGAAAAUAUUACCAUAUGCAGAUUAUAUGCAGAUCCAUGUCCUCUUCUCUGGUGAUAUGUUUCCUCUUUUUCUGACGAUGCCUCUAAGUGUCCACCCUUGGCAGAGGCCUCACCAUGAUUCUCUCUUUCCCCGCAGGCUUCUGCCACCUGUACCUUCCCCAAAGCGAGUUCCCACGUGGCUACAACUUCGACAGUGACGAGAUGAACUUCCCCACCAGUGGGCUCUGCUUUGCAGGCCUCAUCUCCAUGAUUGAUCCGCCCAGAGCCACCGUUCCCGAUGCCGUUAUGAAAUGCCGCACCGCUGGCAUCCGGGUAUGCUGCCAGCUGUUCCGGGGUGUUUCUGGCUCCGUCGGAAAAAUUAACAGCAACCAAGAGGGCCGGCCCUAUCAUUAGACAGAGUGAGGUCACUGCCUCAGGUGGCAGAUCCUGGGAGGAGCGGCAGCAUUUCUCCUGAGACUGUGUGCCAUUCCCCUCUGUUGGAGGGCAGGACACAGUCUGUUCUUCACCCGCACUAUCCUGUCACCAGUGUUAGGCAGCCUUUCCCAGCCUUGGUCCCCCGGAUGUUGUUGGACUACAACAACUCCCAUUAGCCUCAGCCAGAAUGGACCGAUGGUCAGGGAUGAUGGGAGUUGUAGUCCAACAUCUGAGGAUUCAAGGCUAGGCAAUACUGGAAUAAGAUUCACCUGCCAGUUCAGCCAGCUUCUGAUUGUGGAAAUGGGAGGCAUGCAGGGCUUGGGGGUGGGCACCAUCUUGUUCUUCACUGCUGGCUGCAAAAUGUCUUAAGUCAUCCCUAGUAACAAGCAUCUUGGCAAAAAAUAAUAAUUUACAUUUUGUAUGGGCAAUAGGGAUGAUAUCUCUAGUGGCCGUUAGUCAUAUAUAGAGUUGCAGUGGUAUGUAGCUAGUGUGGGUUAGUGGUCAGAAUGUCAAACUUGGACUUGGGAGGCCAGAGUUCAAAUCCCCACUCAGUCACGAUGAACAUCACUGGGGGGGGGGCGGAAACCACGUGUGCCACCUUGGUGGAAAGGUGGGAUAUAAACUUAAUAAUAAAACAAACUAUCAUUAAAUAAAUAAUUAAAUUAGAGGCAGGGACUGAGCAUUCCUGAAUAUAAAAUGAUGUGAUUCUGAUUCACUGGGAAAGCUUUUCCUUUCUUUUUUUUAAAGGUCAGAGGCCUGACAUUAAAACUACAGUGGUACCUGGGGUUAAGUACUUAAUUCAUUCCGGAGGUCCGUUCUUAACCUGAAACUGUUCUUAACCUGAAGCACCACUUUAGCUAAUGCGGCCUCCUGCUGCCGCCGCGCCGCCAGGGCAUGAUUUCUGUUCUCAUCCUGAAGCAAAGUUCUUAGCCCAAGGUACUAUUUCUGGGUUAGCGGAGUCUGUAACCUGAAGCGCCUGUAACCUGAAGUGUAUGUAACCCGAGGUACCACUGUACAUGUAUUUCCUACCCUCCCUUGAGACAAACUCAGGGACUGUGACUGAGCCAAGGUCAGCUACCCAAGUAGCUUUAUGGAUGAGCUAGGAUUUGAAUCCAGGACCCCCAUCUGCACCAUACAAUAUCAUACCACUUUAAACACUCAUUGGCUUCCCCCAAACAAUCCUGGGAACUGUAGCUUGUUCAGGGUCUUGAGGGGUGUUAGGCAACCCCUAUUCCCCUCACAGAACUUCAAUUCCCACAAUCCACUCUGUGAAUUGUAGCUUUGUGGUGGGGAGGAGUGUCUCCUAGCAUCACCCAUAACCAGCUACAGUUCCCAGGACUCUUUUGGGGAAGCCGUGACAGUUUAAAGUGGUCUCAUUGUGCUUUAUAUGUAUAGUGCAGAUGCCUCCCUGAACCUAGACCAACAUUCUCAUCAGCAUUUUCCAGUCAGGCUUAUUCGAUCUGUGCUGAUGCAACGACAACCAAAGAUCACUUCAGGAACGGCCAUUUUGAACCGCUGCCCUGUCUUCUCCAGGUGAUCAUGGUGACAGGAGACCAUCCCAUCACCGCAAAGGCCAUUGCUGCCAGUGUGGGCAUCAUCUCUGAGGGCAGCGAAACGGUCGAAGAUAUCGCCACCCGCCUGCGCAUUCCCGUGGAGCAGGUCAACAAGCGGUGAGUAUCUAAACACAGAGAGCUUUGCCUCAGAAGCAGCAUGGCUUUGUACCAGGAGUAUAUAUGAUGAUAAUUAUAUUAAUCUUCUUAUAUCUUAUAGUGUGGUGGUUUGUUCGAUUUUUCUGUUAUUUGUUUUUUGUUUGAUUGUAUGUUUGUUUACUUGUAUGUACAUCUGUAUUUAUUUUAAAUUAAUAAAGAUAUAUUUUUUAAAAAGAAGUAGCGUGGCUUUGAUUUAAAUCAAAUUGAUUUAAAUCACCAUUCAAAUCACUAGUCAGUAAGACUUAGUUUAAAUCUUUUUUUUUACAGAAAGACUCAUUCUUGCUGGUAUAACCUUCAUAUUUACAACCAGAUGAAGGUUUCAUUUUUGGAAUAAUAAAUUUUCAGAGUAGUUAUAUCAAAAAUUACUGAUUUGGUUGUACUAUUAGAAAUACAUAGACAGAGAUAAUUAUAAAAUUAUUGUGAGGUUUAAUAAGUUAACUGUUUAUAUUGGGACAACUUUUCUGCUGUACUUUAUUGGGAGGAGAAAAAUAAUCAUUUCCUUAAUAACAAUUUAAACAAUUUAAACAAUUUAUUUAACUCAAACAAUAACAUUAUAGCAUAUGUAUCCAUGUUUGUUAACGGAUGUGGUUAAACAUUAAAAAAAAAACUUAGACUGAGUUUUAGCACACAUGAAAAACUUAAAACAAAUUCUUAUUUCCUAAUGAAUAGCCUUUGGACUAUAAUGUAACUUAAAUAGAAAACUAUCUUUAGAAAGAUUUUUCAUCCAAAAGCAUUUUAUUUAAAAAAUCCGAUUUAAAUUUUAAAAAAUCCUAUAUUUUAAAUUAUUUUUUUUUAAAAAAUCAUUGAUUUUUAUCCACCCUGCUCAGAAGCAUCACAAAGUGCAAUUAGGUGACUUUAGACUCUGGGUAUAAUAGUCACCAUACAGGGGGAAGUUCUCCAUCUACAGAGGGUCACUUCCUUCAAAAUGUGGUAAGCCAGCCACACUGAAACAAAGGAAGGACAGAGUUGUGUUUGUCCGACAUUGAAAACACCAACUCUACAUCUUGUUUGUUGCUGAUGAGAGGCUCUCACUUGAAAACUUGAGGCUCUUUAUUUAUACAAAAAAACUUUUGUCUCACCCCUUCUAGUGCCCAUGAAUCACUCAGGGCAGAUUUCAACAAUGUAAAAUUGCAGGACAAUGUAAAAUGGAAAGUGUUUUGCAACUAUACAAAUCCAUAAAAUAUGCAUUGAAAACCCAACUGAAACAACAGUGGCAUUGAUGACAUGUCAAAAUGAACAUAGCAGGCAGAAGGCUGCUGAAAUAAGAAUGUCUUGACCAGCCAGCAAAAAGGCAAUCAGAAAAGGGCCCAUCCAUGCCACUUUCCCCACAAUUAUUGGUGCAGCCACUACAAAGGGCCUGUCUAUGUAUGUGACCCUGGGGCUCUCCCUUUCUCUGCUUCGGCAUCCAGGGACGCCCGAGCCUGUGUGGUCAAUGGGGGGCAGCUGAAAGACAUGGAAACUGAGGAGUUGGUGGAGAUCCUCAAAAUGCACCCAGAGAUGGUCUUUGCUCGCACCUCCCCACAACAGAAGCUCAUCAUUGUGGAAAGCUGUCAGAAAUUGGUAAGGGGCACAAAACCCUAACUGCAGAAGGUAUUGUGGGCGUGGUGAAUUUGGAUCACCUGCUUCAUACGAUUAUCAUUCCCUCCAUUUCCAGUCUUCAGGCAUGAGCGUCGAUGGUUGUGCAUCCAAAAUAACACUAUCUGUGUAACAAGACAAAGCACCUGAGGAAACCUCAAGGUGUGCAGAAGGACAAAAAUCUUUAGGAGGGGAAACUAAGCAGUCUGGGGUGUGCGGACAGCCCAAUGAGAACUGAGCAUGCUCAGUCCACAUGGAAUGAUAACUGACUUUUGAUGGGGGGACUGGAAUGGAAUAUCCUGGAAAAGGGCAGGACUGGCUGCCUGGGACUCUGAACUCCAUACGGCAACAUUUUGGUGCAGGUUCCAUCUGCAGAUCCCUGAAUGAGCCCAUCCAGACAUCCUUUCUAUUGCACGUUAGUAAUGAUUUCUGCUCAUAAUGUCACACACAAUCCCACUUUCAAUAGUGUUUGUCCCUGCAAAAGCUUUGGGGGCGGUCACACUGCUUCGUUGCCAAUCCCUAUGCAUCCUGUAACUUCCUGCUGCAAUCCUGUAACCUUUUACAGUGGUACCUCAGGUUAAGAACUUAAUUUGUUCCAGAGGUCCGUUCUUAACCUGAAGCUGUUCUUAACCUGAGGUACCACUCCCGCUGCCGCCGCACGAUUUCUGUUCUCUUCCUGAAGCAAAGUUCUUAACCCGAGGUACUAUUUCUGGGUUAGCGGAGUCUGUACCCUGAAGCGUCUGUAACCCGAGGUACCACUGUAUAUCAAAAAUGUUCCGGUUUGUUUAUCUCCCACUUUUGUUGCACUGUUCCUGCUCAGGACAGCAGUAAAUGUGGGAUCACCAGGGAAACAUAAAAGAACAAACAAGAAUGGGGUAAAUCCACCACGGAUGUGCUAAGAUUGUGUUGCGGAUGUAUUAACAGCAUGCACCUGCAAUAAAACAUCCAUCUGCAGGAGGCCCAUCUCUCUCUCUCUCUCUCUCUCUCUCUCUCUCUCUCUCUCCUUGUUCGCAGGGUGCUAUUGUGGCAGUAACAGGAGAUGGGGUGAAUGAUUCCCCAGCGCUGAAGAAAGCUGACAUCGGUGUGGCAAUGGGCAUUGCUGGAUCCGACGCAGCCAAAAAUGCUGCUGACAUGAUCCUGCUGGAUGACAAUUUCGCCUCCAUCGUCACUGGUGUCGAGCAAGGUCUGUUCUCGGGAGGCUGUGGCACAAGGGGGCGGGUUAGUGCCUUUGGGUCAUAUAUCAGCAUCUGAUGGUGGCAACUUCGUGUGGGAAGGUAGGUGCCACCACCAAGAAGACCCGCUUCCUAAGUGUCAGAAGGUGGCAUUCCACUAAUCAUGGAAAAGCAGUCCCUCCUCCUGAGAUCUUAGCAAUUAGCCAGGGAUGUCUAAAGGGGUCUGCUAGGUAUGCAUGAACCCUGACUGUGUGUCAUGCAAGACAGUAGAAGUUUGUACUAUUUAGAGGCUGGGUGGUCACAUAGCAAGUUGAUACUGUGUUCUGGGAAGCUGAUGAGAACACAGUGCUGUGCUUGCCCCAUUCCUGGACAGCAUCAUCCUCUUGCUAUCACUGUGGCAACAAGGCUCACUCUUUGAGAUGCUGAUGAGAGCAUUGAACUGGCCAGCUAAGGCCAUUUCCUUACAAAGAGGCUGAUCUGACCGGCUCAACAGCUUCAUCUAUUAGAUUCCAAACUUUGCUGGACACAGAACCACAGGCCUGGAAGGGACCCACAGAUGACAUCCAGAAAAGUUCGAUGGAAGGAAUCCCAGCUCAACAACAGGAGUCAUCCAUUAAACCCACCGCCAUCUUUCUUUCAUUCUUUUCUUCCUUUCAGGGCGCCUGAUCUUUGACAAUCUCAAGAAAUCCAUCGCGUACACCCUAACCAAGAACAUCCCAGAGCUGACGCCCUAUCUGAUCUACAUCACUGUCAGUGUCCCGCUCCCCCUGGGUUGUAUCACCAUCCUGUUUAUCGAGCUGUGCACAGACAUUGUGAGUGGCCAACACUAAUCCAGCAGAGGCUCUUUCCCAGGGCUGCUCAGUCUUGUUUCCGACCCCCAACUCCAAAACAAAAACCUUUCUCAUCUCUCUUCUCAGUUCCCCUCAGUUUCCCUGGCCUAUGAAAGGGCUGAGAGUGACAUCAUGCACCUGAAACCACGCAACCCUCGACGGGACCGUCUGGUCAACGAAGCGCUAGCGGUCUACUCCUACUUCCAGAUUGGUGUGUAUUAGAGCUGGAAGGGGGGAGCCUAGAGGUUGGAAAGCGGGGGAGAGCAAGCUAUGUUACGUGAGACAAGGCAGGGAAGCCUAGGUGGGCUCCAUGUGGAGUGGAGCUUCUAUAGGGACUGGCAGGAAUUGGCUUAGAUACCUGCCCCAUCAUGCCUUAUCCCAUGGGGAGGAGAAAGGCACAUCAUCUGAGCAGUGAUGGAUGGUUGUGCAGUGGCAAAUUCAGAAGCACAGGAUCUGUUCAUGAUGAUCGCAGCCAGGCUCCCUCACAGCCACACCCCUUCUGAGAUUAUACAACCUUCUAAGAUCAUAAAUAAACAUAUAAUUAUACAAUAAUAAUUAGGGAUCCACUACAGACAUCCAUGCAGAUCUCCACAGAACACCUUUCAUCUAGAUCAGUUUCCCAAACUUGGGUCUCCAGCUGUUUUUGGACUACAAUUCCCAUCAUCCCUGACCACUGGUCCUGCUAGCUAGGGAUAAUGGGAAUUGUAGUGCAGAAACAGCUAGAGACCCAAAUUUAGGAAACCCUGAUCCAGAUCUACUAUUUUCUGUGCAAGUGCACGCAGGGGAAUGAUCUGAAGCGGCUCUUCUUUUGGAGUCACUAAAGUUGUUUUUUCCCCAUAAAGGUCAACUGUACGUUACACUGUACACUGUUCUCUUGAAACUGAAGUGCCUUGUUUUCAGUGCUCAUCUUUGGAGCAAAGGGAACAACUUCUCCUUGCUGUUCUUCCCACACGCCUUCUCCGGGUUGACCCGAGGAGCCAAUCCUCUGUGGUUGACUCACCUCCUUUCACUCCGAUUGGUUCCAAUCAGCAAGAAAGGUGGUGACACUUCUUCCCAGUGGCUUAAAAGCUCCCCUUUCAAGCUGAUUUGGGUGGCCCUGGGACUCUGGAGAAAGGGAUGCUGCCAAGACCCUGCUGCAGAAAUGGUAGCAGGUCCAUGACCCUUCUCAAAACCCCAGGCCCACUACACCUGGCAGGCAGGUUGGGAAUGUUUGGGGGCAGCUUGGGUCAGGGGGGCAGUGGCUCCAUGUGCUCUAAUGGACCAGCCUUUGGGAUUAGCCGCCCACUGACACAAACUCCCCUGUUCUUCCCUGCCACGCAGGAGCCAUCCAGUCCUUUGCUGGCUUCACCGAUUACUUCACUGCCAUGGCCCAGGAAGGCUGGUACCCGCUGAAGUGUGUGGGGCUUCGGGCAGCCUGGGAGAACGACCAUAUCCAAGAUGUUCAGGAUAGCUACGGACAAGAGUGGGUGAGUGGAGGAGACAUGCUAUAUAAAACCUCUGCCAUCCACGACCUGAUUGUGGAUGGAGGAUUUGACCUGGCAUGUGUGACAGAGACCUGGUUGGAUGAAGCAGAUGGGCCCGUCCUUGCCGCUGCUUGUCCACCAGGUUUCUCUUACGCACAGCAACCCAGGCCUUGUGGGCGGGGAGGGGGUUGCAGUGAUUUUUAGGAAGUCAUUAGUUUGCACCAGGCGUCCUAUUGGAAAGACCCAGUUCUCUGAGUGCAUGUUCUGGAAGUUGGGCAAUAGGGGCAGUACAGGAUUCCUAUUGGUGUACCGACCUCCCCGCUGCACCAAGGAUUCCCUGCCCGAGCUGCUUCAGGUCGUGGCGGAUGUCCUCCUGGAGACACCUAGUUUGGUUGUCCUAGGGGACUUUAACAUCCAUGCCGACACGACCUUACAAGGGGCCGCUCGGGACUUCGUGGAAAGCAUGGCCUCCAUGGGGCUGUCCCUGAAUAAGUCUGGCCCAACUCAUAGCCACGGGCAUGCCUUAGACCUGGUGUUCACCUCUAUGGAUGUUGGUGAUCUGACAUUAAGUAAAAGCGAAACCAAAGAAGUGCCAUGGUCAGAUCACUUCCUGGUGCAACUGGACUUCUCCGUGACCCUCCCCUCUGCAGGGAGGCGGGACCGAUUCAGAUGGUCCGGCCCGCCACUUAAUGGAUCCAAAUGGUUUCCAGAGAGUGGUAGGGAUGUUUUAUCCCAUGUUGAUGGCCUUUCAGCUGAUUCCCUGGUGGCCCGCUGGAAUGUGGAGUUAACCAGGGCUAUUGACUGUUUGGCUCCAAAGCGCCCUCUCCGAUUGCAUGGAGUCCGGACAGCCCCGUGGUUUUCCACGGAUCUGAGGGCAAUGAAACAAUCGCUGAGACGGCUAGAGCGCCGGUGGCGGAUAACCCAUUCUGAAUCUGACCGGACACGGGUUAGAGCUCAAUGUCGAGCCUACCAAGUGGCGAUAGCGACGGCGAAGAAGACUUUCUUCACCGCCUCUAUUGCAUCUGCGGAAAACAGCAGCAGGAGACUCUUUCAGGUGGUUCGCAAUUUAGCGGAACCACCUGCUCCAUCAGGGCCCAGUAGCGGCCACAUGAUCUCCUGCAAUGACUUUGCAAAGUCAUUGCAGAUAAAGUCGCUCAGAUUCGAGAAGAGGUAGACUCCACCGUGGGAGCAGGGCCGGGGCGGGAGAGGGCUAGAGUCCUGUCUAGUCAAGUGGUGUGGGAUCAAUUCCAAUCUGUUACCCCGAGGAUGUGGACAGGCUGCUUGGACGAGUGAAACCAACCACUUGCCUCCUUGAUCCUUGCCCAUCCUGGCUUAUAAAAGCUAGCCGGGAAGGACUGGGCGAUGGGCUUCGUGGGGUGGUGAAUGCUUCCCUCCGUGAGGGAGCCUUCCCAGACCCGCUGAAAGAGGCGGUUAUUAAACCGCUUCUUAAAAACCAUCUUUAGAUGCGGCCACGAUAGCCAACUAUCGCCCAGUCUCAAAUCUUCCAUUCUUGGGCAAGGUGAUUGAGCGAGUGGUUGCUGAACAACUCCAGGCACGCCUGGAAGAAGCGGACCAUUUGGAUCCCUUCCAGUCGGGAUUCAGGCCUCAUCAUGGGACUGAAACUGCCUUGGUCGCACUGGUUGAUGAUCUCCGGCGGGCUAGGGACAAAGGUGAGAGCUGUUUCCUAGUUCUGCUGGAUCUCUCAGCGGCGUUUGAUACCAUCGACCAUAACAUCCUUCUGGACCGUCUUGAGGGGCUGGGAGCUGGGGGCACUGUUAUACAGUGGUUCCGCUCCUUCCUCCUGGGCCGUGUUCAGAAAGUGGUGGUGGGGAUGAGUGUUCAGACCCCUGGGCCCUCACUUGUGGGGUGCCUCAGGGUUCUGUCCUCUCCCCAUGCUUUUCAACAUCUACAUGAAGCCGCUGGGAGAGAUCAUCAGGGAUUUGGGCUGGGUGUUCAUCAGUAUGCAGAUGAUACCCAGCUCUACCUCUCUUUCAAAUCAGAACCAGUGAAGGCAGUGAAGGUCCUGUGUGAGUGCCUGGAGGCGGUUGGAGGUUGGAUGGCGGCUAACAGAUUGAGGUUGAAUCCUGACAAGACAGAAGUACUGUUUUGGGGGGACAGGAGGCGGGCAGGUGUGGAGGAUUCCCUGGUCCUGAAUGGGGUAACUGUGCCCCUGAAGGACCAGGUGCGCAGCCUGGGAGUCAUUUUGGACUCACAGCUGUCCAUGGAGGCACAGGUCAAAUCUGUGUCCAGGGCAGCUGUUUACCAGCUCCAUCUGGUACGCAGGCUGAGACCCUAUCUGCCUGCGGACUGCCUCGCCAGAGUGGUGCAUGCUCUGGUUAUCUCCCGCUUGGAUUACUGCAAUGCGCUCUACGUGGGGCUACCUUUGAAGGUGACCCGGAAACUACAACUAAUCCAGAACGCGGCAGCUAGACUGGUGACUGGGAGCGGCCGCAGAGACCACAUAACACCGGUCUUGAAAGACCUACAUUGGCUCCCAGUACGUUUCCGAGCACAAUUCAAAGUGUUGGUGCUGACCUUUAAAGCCCUAAACGGCCUUGGUCCAGUAUAUCUGAAGGAGCGUCUCCACCCCCAUCGUUCUACCCGGACACUGAGGUCCAGCACUGAGGGCCUUCUGGCGGUUCCCUCACUGCGAGAAGCCAAGUUACAGGGAACCAGGCAGAGGGCCUUCUCGGUAGUGGCGCCUUCCCUGUGGAACACCCUCCCACCAGAUGUCAAAGAGAACAACAACUACCAGGCUUUUAGAAGACAUCUGAAGGCAGCCCUGUUUCGGGAAGCUUUUAAUGUUUGAUGUAUUAUAGUAUUUUAAUAUUCUUUUGGAAGCCGCCCAGAGUGGCCGGGGAAGCCCAGCCAGAUGGGCGGGGUAUAAAUAAUAAAUUAUUAUUAUUAUUAUUAUUAUUAUGCUGCUUCUGGCCUCCAGGCAGGAUGGCCAAAUGUCCCGCUUUGUCGGGGACAGUCCUGUCUCUGAAAGGCGGCCCCAUUUAAAGACAAAGAAACCUGAGGAGAACAAGGGUCCUGAAGCACUUAGCCAGCUUACUGAGAAGGCAAAAAGAACACGGUUGAUUUGCUAUGAUGCCUGUGUUCUACCUUUGGUUGGCCUAUAUCUUCCAAUUCUACAAUUCUAUGAUUCUAUACCUCUAUUCAGUAAGCCUCUGAAUACCAGCUGCUGGAAAUCACAGUGUGAUGAAUGUGGCCCACAAUGUUUGAUUGAAUUAUCAGUUAAAUUAUUAUUUAAAACAACAACAACUUUAAAUUGCCAUAAUCAGGCAGGAACUUUGCAUCUGUGUAUGGAGAGAGAGAGUAGGUUUAAAGCAUCAAGGUUUGCCCUAGAUCCUGGAGGGUGCAGCUAAUCACUAAAAUCAUAUACAGUGGACGCUCGGGUUGUGAACAUAAUCUGUGUGGGAUGCACAUUCGCAACCUGCAGCAUUUGCAACCUGCAGUGGCGCGUCUGUGCAUGCGCAGGUUGCGAUUCGGCACUUCUGCGCAUGCACAACCACCGAAAACUGGAAGUAACCCGUUCCAGUACUUCUGGGUUUCGGCAGGUCCGUAACCCAAAAAAACACAACCUGAAGCAUCCGUAACCAGAGGUAUGACUGUAUAGUAUUUUAUCAGUGGUGGCUGGUGCCCUUGAGGACUGGUAGGGCGUAAGGCAGGGAGGCCAGCAGUAGGUAGAGCCAGAGAUCCAAUGGCAGGCAGAGCCAACUCAUUCUGGUUUUGUCCUCCUCCUCCUCCUCGUUCAGUUCCACAUGAGGCAGCACUGAGACCGAGCAGGAGGCACACCAACACCCAGGGCGGGUUGCACAUAAGAUGGGAGGCAGGUGGGGGCUGGCUUCAGGCAGACUGAGGUUGGUGGGGCAGCGCCCCGUCUGCCUGAAUGGAAGUGCCCCCCAUCGUUUAUUGGAAUGACUCACAAAGGAGCCAGCAUAGCCCACAGUAGGGUGUUGCAGCCCAACAGCACGUAGAAGGCCACAGGUUCUCCAUCAGAGCCCAGAUCCUGUGUAGGGAAUGGGAAGCCCAGCCUUUCCCUUGCAGGAGGCGACACUGGGCCCCCUAAGCUGGUGGGUGCAGCUGGUGCAGGGAGAGAGGACAGAAGAUAGCCAAGCAUCACUCUGUCCUCACUGAUAGAUUCUUCCCCCUUGCAGACUUUUGGGCAGCGCCUGUACCAGGAGUACACCUGCUACACCGUCUUCUUCAUCAGCAUUGAGAUGUGCCAGAUCGCCGACGUGCUCAUCCGCAAAACACGACGCCUUUCUGUCUUCCAGCAGGGAUUCUUCCGGUAUGUGGGAGCCGAACGAAUCUCCAAGCCAAACAUAGUUCUGUGCUAUACAAUAUGCUGCAUUUUCUGUUCUUGCAACAGAAGUUAUUGUGAUAGAAGCACCCCGCCCCAUCUCCCCUCAAUCAUGCUACCUACUUCGCUGAAACCAAGAGCAGCCAUAGGUCUUCCUAUUCGUCACCCACCCUGAAACACCCCCUUCCCUUUUCAGGAACAAAGUCUUGGUGAUAGCCAUCGUGUUCCAGCUCUGCCUGGGCUGCUUCCUCUGCUACUGCCCUGGGAUGCCCAACAUCUUCAACUUUAUGCCUAUAAGGUAAGACCUCAAAUGCCUCCAUGGGGCAGAUUUAGCCCUCCACUCCACUCCAAAAACAAAAACAACCAAUGGAAGAUACUCUGUAGAAGAGAGCAGGGCAGCUGGAUCUAAUAAAGCUUCUUUGAACUGAUGUAUCUCGAAAGGUAGUCAAUGGAGGGCCAUCCAGAUGUUGUUGGUCAGCAUCACCCCUGACCAUUUUGCUAUACCAACUGGAGUGGAUGUCUGGCAGCAUACGAAUGGCACCUCCAGAUAGAUGGAGCAAGGCAGCCUGACUUGGUAUGACUUAGGACAUCACCUGGUACAGAGUUGUGACACCACCACUUAACUCACCCAUCCAGCUCACCUUCCUAAUUCUCCAUGCUAGCCUGAAAGGGGGAAAGCAGAUUACUGUAUACAGUAGAUAGGGCUCUCUUUCACCCAGCACCAUGGACAGCAGCCCAGCAGCUUUGUUCUGUUAGUGGAAGCAUCUCCUAGGCCAGCAACGGGCAAAUUGAGAUGUACUGGUAAAUCUCUGGUUAAUUUUUAGAUUACAAAAGAGAUUUCACUCUGUUUUUAUUUUGCAACAGUUACCCUUUUUCCAAGGUUAUUUGCAUAUUUGCAGAAUCCUUAAGAAUUUUUUUCUGAAACGUAUUGCGAUAAACACUUAUAUGUAGCUCCUGGACUCCCCUCCCUUUGUUUGUCCUGCUACUGAUGCUACCUCAUUUUUGAGGUUGGUUUCCUGUCUGCCUUGGGCCAACCCAACAUAACGAUAACUGAGCUCAGCUGGCUGGCUUAGCAAUGUAGCACUGAACACCCUUUUUCCUGCUUAGAUUCCAGUGGUGGCUGGUGCCGCUACCCUAUGGUCUUCUCAUCUUCGUCUAUGAUGAAAUCCGAAAGUUGGGAGUCCGGAGACACCCUGGAAGUAAGUAACUGGGGGAAGAGAAUUCACCUGUUGCAUCUGCCAAUGCAGAAAUGACAUGUGGGUCUUCAGGCACACUCUCCUGCCCUGUUGUGGUGGCUACUGACCUUUGGGUCAACCUUCUGGUCUUGGUCCUGCAUCUAGCAGCCAAAGCAGCACUCAGAACAGCAGGCAGGAAUGCUCCCUGGGCUUUGUGAGGGAAGCCUGCAAUGGUGUCUCUCCAUGGUCAGAGGCAGCCUGCUUCUGAAUUCCUGUUGUAGGACACAGAAGCCAUUGGUAGCCUUGUCCUCCAAGAAUUUGCCCAAUCCUCUUUUAAAGCCAUCCAAGUUGGCAGCCAUCACUGCCUCUUGUGGGAGUGAGUUCCAUAGUUUAACUAUGUGCUCCAUGAAGAAUUUUCUUUUAUCUGUCCCAAAUCUUCCAACAUUCGGCUUUUCUUAUCCACCUUCUGCAUGGCAUAUGUGAUUUCAUAUACUAAUCUACCCUUCUUAUUCAUCUUUUAUCUGAACUAAGGGCAAGACAGCCAGAACCGACACUGACAUUGGCUGUAAUUUUUAAGGACUUGUUCCUCAGCUUGCUUUCUCUCUCCUCCAUCUUGUUACUUUUCCCCUCAUUUGUCUUGUUUUCUUAAAUUAUGAGCCUAUGGGCAGGGGACAUCUUUGAAACUUAUUUUUGUAUGCAGCUGUGAGAGCCUUUGGGGGCCAAAGGAUGGGAUACAAAUUCUGCAAAUUAAUCAUAAAAAUUUCCCUUCCUCCAGGUUGGUGGGACAAAGAGCUCUACUACUAAAGGCAAAGCUUCUUUUGGGUGGAGCUUUUUCCCAUUUUCCCUGCUUGUGCAACGGAGACAAGGAAAUCAAGGAUUUGCUUCUGUCAUCAACAACUGCUGAGCCAAGCCUGCCACAUUUCACACCACAGAAUCAAAGAAUCGUAAGGUUGGAAGGGACCCCAAGCAUCAUCCAGUCCAACCCUCUGCAAUACAAGAAUCUCAGCUAAAGAAUUCCUGACAAAUGGCCACCCAAACUCUGUUGAAAAGCCUCCAAGGAAGGAGAGCUCACCACCUUCCGAGGUUGUCUGUUCCACUGUUGAUCAGCUCUUACUGGUAGAAAGUUUUUCCUAAUUUUUAGUCACAAUCUCCUUUCUUGUCCAUUUGAAUACAUUGGUUCAGGCCCUACUUUCUAGAGCAGCAGAAAACAAUCUUGCUCCAUAUUCCAUGUGACAGCCCUUGAGUUAUUUGAAAGUGGCUGUCGUAUCUCCUCUUAGCCUUCUCUUUUCCAGCCUAAACAAACACAACUCCCUCAACCAUUCAGCAUAAGGCUUGGUUUCCAGACCCUUGACCACCUUGGUUGCCCUCCUCCACACACGUUCCAGCUUGGCAAUAUUCUUCUUAGAUUGUGGUGCCCAGAACUGGACACAGUAUUCCAGGUGUGGUCUGACCAAGGCAGAAUAGAGUGGUACUAUUACUUCCCUUGAUCUGGACACAAUACUUCUGUUGAUGCAAACAACACCUUUAAGAUAAAACUUAAGCUUCAGGCUACCACAGUUCCCACUCAGCUACUUUGGGGGAAGACAGCUAGUCCUUCAUCAAGAAAUGAUUUAAGGGUGCUGAUGUGCAGAGGGAAAUUAUAUAUGUAUGAUUGCAGGUGCUGAGAUCACAGCCGAGUAACAAAUUGGCACAGGAUUUCUAGAUCAUGAGAGUUUUCAUGUGCAUUUUUAAAAAAAUAAAUACCAAGUUUCUAACUCUGAAGGCUGUAAAUAUACAUGUAAAAGCAGCAUGCCAACAAAAUCUCUAUGUGACAGAGCAGAGGGGAGGAGGGCGAGCAAGGCAUGAGAAACAGAAUUAAAAUAAAAUGACAAAAGAUAAGCCAAUGAAUGCAAAUUGGCAUUUCGUUUA